AUGGCCGGAACGCUAUCCCACAUCCUCGAUGGCCCGGGCAGCGAUCCUCGGCCUCUGUCUGGGUCUCUCCAUCAGAACACCAAUCCUUAUGCGUGCCGCGACUGUGGGCGCUCAUACUCGCGGCCAGAGCAUCUUGUUCGACAUGUUCAGACGCACACCUUGGGCCGGCGCUUUGCUUGCGAAAUCUGUAACAAGUCGUUUGCACGGAAGGAUCUGUUGAGAAGGCAUGUUAGCAAUCAUGACAACGACUCGCCCAAGAAGCGUCAACGACUGGUUUCAACUCCCAACUCCAGCCGCGUCACCCAGGCCUGCCGCCCUUGCGCCGCUGCUCGAGUCAAAUGCGACGAAACGAAGCCGUGCAGACGCUGCGUCAGUCGUAACUUGGCAUGUUCUGCCUUCGAGACCAGCCCAGGCUCUUCCACGCAUCUUGCUCACCUUCCAGGGAGCGGACAGGAUGCCCCUGUACAAAAUCAAACGAAUAGCGGCUCCUAUAUAGCACCCGCAGAUUCGAAUUCCGCGCUUCUGAAUACCCCCAGGAACUUGAUCCGCGAUAAUACAACCAACAAGAGCAGCCCUCUAUCGCAAACCAACUCAUCAAGGCAAGAUGAUAUUAGCCAGUUGACAACUCCGGAUACUGGAGCAGCUCACCCACAUAACACGGCGAAAACUGGCCCCAUGGACUUUAACCAAAUCCCAUUUUUCGAUUUCCUGCGCGAUGUCCUCUAUCAGCAGCCUUUAGAUCUGCCGCGGCCAACCGAAUCUCAAGGUCCAGCCGUGUUAGAUUUCUGCGACAACAUGGACAUGGCUCUUACCGAAAUGGACUUUGGCCUCCUAGAUCACUGGAAUCUGGAUCUAGAGGACGGCGGGGCACUGGUAGCACCUGCUUUGGUCGGCCAGAAUCCCCAAAACUCGGUUGAAAUGUCCCAGAUGCGGCAGAAUCUUGCCAACGUCUGGGGAGAAUUGCCGUGGAAAUGGGAGCCGACUGCCAGGGAUAGUGGCUAUACUGAGCAGGGCAAUCUACCCAUAUCCGCCAAAGAUCUUUCUAAUGCGCAGUUUCAAGAAACCAAAAAGAAUCUUGAGCGAGUCGUUGACCAGAAGCUGAGUCUUUCCAGCCGCGACCAGAUCUUGGCCAUCAUCUUAAAAACUUGUCGCGAUCCCUCGACGGCCGGUCGGGUGGCUGCCUCUUUCCCAAAUGUGGACGUGAUGGAUACGAUGAUGCAAGCUUUCCUGGCCGCUCAUAUUCAACAAGUAUCAACAUGGAUACACUUUCCCACCCUCAAGCUGAAUUCGCUAUGGCCCGAAUGGGUUGGGAAUGCUGUGGCUGCUGGUGCUGUGCUGAUGCCGGCCCCGACGUUACGCAAGUUUGGAUUUGCCAUCCAAGAGGCAGUUCGCAUUACCAUUCCUGCAAGAUUUGAAGAAAAUAACACCGCUAUCCAAAACCUUAGUUUGGUCCAAUCACUCAUUUUGGGGCAAGACAUUGGUCUAUGGAGCGGUAACCGCAGAAAGAUGGAGAUUGCCGAGUGCCAUUUGGUGAUUCCUGUGACGAUGAUGAGAUAUCGACGAUUUUUCCAGCGGCACAUGUAUCCUAUUAUCACCGUAAAUCCCUCAGACGAGGGUGAAACAUUACAACAAAAGUGGAUGAGGUGGGCGGCUGCGGAGCAAUGGAAGAGACUAGCAUACCACUGUUACAUCCGAGAAGCCCAGUUAUCGAUGACAGCAUUGACAAAUCCCUGCAUGUCGUAUUCCGAGUUGACGCUGCCACUACCAGAACGGAAGGAACUGUGGUUGGCAAAAUCGGCGUCUGAGUGGAAGACACUUUAUUUAUCGGGGACGGCUGGACAAGAGAAUCCAAGGCUGCCAUCAAUCGCCGAUGCGUAUCGAGACGUACGCCAGCUUGCUGAAAAUUCUACACGGAUUGACACGCAGCUGUCUGUGUCAAUUUUCCUUCACGGCUUUUGGUCAAUGAUUUUGGAAUACUCUCAGCUAAGUGUGGUGCAUCAAUUUCGGAGCUACACCAAAGAAAAGCCCAACUCUAUGCUCAACUCCAGGCGCCAGGAGCUCCUUAGAGAUCUACAGUCGUUUCAGUUCAACUCUUCAGAUUUACCAGGCGUCACCCCUCAAGAACACGUCGUGUUAAACCUUCUCAUGAUGCACCUUUACGUAUCUCUAGACGACCUACAAAUCUUCUCGGGCAAACAAGGUGAAGAAGAAGCCCGUCGUAUGUACCCCAUUUUGCAACAGUGGACAGCCAACCCUGAGUCAUGGUUCGCAGUUUGGUGCGCGGGGCAGAUCUUGCGAUAUGCCAAACUGUUUCCUCUCAGCCAGCUGAAGGAUUUCUACGCCAUAGCGGUCCAUCAUGCCGCACUGGCUUUGUGGACCUAUGGCGUUGUGGCUCGAGCCAGCCAGCAGCAGGACAUGGCAUCGCAGUAUGGAUAUGAGCCCAUGUAUCUGGAUGAAGGCAAUGCCACAUCAAUCCAGCAUUUCUUGAGCUUUGGGCAGGGGAGACCUCUUAUUCAAGGACCCGCAGGCGGAUCAAGUUCAGGAGCGGCACCCGGCGAGGCGUGUGUUUACGACCCUCGUGCGUGCAUGGAUAUUGCGCAAGAGAUUUUGCAGACGAAUUUUAGAAGACCCCAAGACGCCUUGCCGCCUCUCGUGGAGAAUCUUUGCCAGCUGAUCAAACAGCUUGGAAACGCGGCAUGGGCGGUUGGCUUGGGCUUCUUCCGCUGGCCAUCGCCCGGGCCGCAAACAGCCGUCGCCGUCACCGUCACCGUCACGGCCGUAGCCACGGCGACGCUGCUGCUGCUGGCCAGAUCCGCGCUGCGGCCGCGGUGGGGCAGGGCGCUGCCGAGCCCGCUCAAGACGACGAUUCCGAGGCUGCCGCGGGACGAGGUCGAACGCCUGGUCUAUCAGCCGGACGCCUUUCCGGGGGCGAGGGACGUUGAUACGCCGUAUGGAUCCAUCCGCGUCUAUGAGUUUGGCCCCGAGGAUGGCGAAAAGGUCCUGCUCGUCCAUGGUAUCAGCACUCCCUGUAUAACGCUCGCUCUCAUCGCCCACGGGCUCGUUAAACGCGGAUGUCGAGUAAUGCUCUUUGAUCUCUUUGGCCGAGGCUUCUCAGACGGCGUCGGCGAUCUCCCUCAUGAUGAGCGCCUCUACACCACUCAGAUCCUCCUCGUGCUCGCCUCAAGCCCCUUGGCCUGGACUGGAAACGACGCCUUCCGCCUCGUUGGAUACUCCUUGGGCGGAGGCAUCGCCGUUCACUUUGCCACUGCGUUUCCUCACCUUGUCUCGUCGCUCGUUCUGCUCGCCCCCGCCGGUCUCAUCAAUGCCGCAGACUUUGGCGCCGUGUCAUUGUUCAUCUUCAAGUCUGGCUUCGUGCCGGAGAGAAUCCUCGCGUACCUGACCCGAAUUCGCCUGCAGCAACCCAUUGCCGCCUCCCGAAAGGCCAAAGAGAUCUCGCCGUCCGCAGCAGCCGCCGACAUUGCCGCCACAGAGGCCACCAGCGACAGCGAGACGCAGAAAGCCGACGGAUCUUCCAUUCCUUUUGAGCAGCAUGUGCUCAUGUACGUCCGAUGGAUGGCUCUUCAUCAUACCGGCUUCAUCCCGGCCUUCAUGUCUUCGAUUCGAUGGUCGCCCUUGACGGACCAGCAUGAGAGCUGGAGGCUGCUUGCGCGCCGAAAGCCGGGCUCGACGAUGGUCCUGUUGGCGCAGAAUGAUGAGAUUAUCGACGUAAAGGGCUACGAGCGCGAGGGCCUGCCUCUUGUGGGCGGUAAGGAGAAUGCGGUUUGGAAGGUUCUUCCUGGUACGCAUGACUUUGUCAUGACGCACUCGGAGAGGAUCCUCAAGGAGAUGGAUGAGCUGUGGAACUAA
Trichoderma atroviride IMI 206040 is the source of this 3867-nucleotide messenger RNA. The record is from RefSeq and is a predicted model, not a curated record. NCBI's taxonomy places the organism in Eukaryota, Fungi, Ascomycota, Sordariomycetes, Hypocreales, Hypocreaceae.